UCCCACCCCCCCCAACCUCAAUGGAGAUGAUCACAUCCCUCUCCUCCCUCUUCUUCGCCCUCCCUUUCAUUGCACUCCUCUCCAUCUUCUUCCUCCGACGAAACCACCCACCCUCUAAUCCUCCGGCCCUCUCCAUCCUCCGCGGCUACCCGGUCGUCGGCAACCUCCCCUCCUUCGUCCGCAACCACCGCCGCAUGGUCGAGUGGACUUCCGAGCUCCUCCUCGCCUCCCCGACCGGCACCGUCUCCGUCGCCCCGCUCGUCCUCACCGCCGACCCCGCCGCCGUCGAGCACGUCGCCAAAUCCAGCUUCCACAACUACCCGAAGAUCCCCUCCUUCGUCAGCGCCUUCCACGACUUCCUCGGCACCGGCAUCCUCAACUCCGACGGCGAGCCUUGGCGCGUCCAGCGCAGGACCGCCGAGCUCGAGUUCGGCACCAGGCCGCUGCGCAGCUCAGUUCUUGAAAUCGUGAAUUCGGAGAUCGCCUGUCACCUAUUCCCGCUGCUGCAAUUCAAAGAUCGAAAACAAGAAUUGUUCGACUUUCAGAACGUACUCGGCCGGUUCGCUUUUGACGUUAUAUGCCGUGUGGUGUUCGGCGAGGACGUGAGGGUGCUCGGCGAGGAGAAGAGCGAGCUUUUCUAUCGAGCGUUCGACGGCGCGGCGGCGGUGAGCAUCGACCGGUCGAAGCAGCAUUUCUCGGCUCUGUGGAAGCUCAAGGAGUGGCUCGACGGCGCCUCCGCGAAGCAGCUCCGGGAGUCGGUGAGAAUCCUCCACGAAUCCAUCGACCGGCUCCUGCAGUUGCGGAAAGCGAAGAGCAACGGUUUCUUAUCCCGAUUCGUGGACGACGAGACGCUCUCGGCGGCGCACGUUCGCGAUGUCCUGAUAAACUUCGUCAUCGCGGGGCGCGACACGGUGCCGACGGCGCUCACGUGGUUCUUCUGGGUGCUGUCGUCGCGGCCCGACGUGGUCGAGAAGAUACACGACGAGAUCAGAUCGGUGCGCAGUUCGAAUGCGAACGAUGACGAUGAGGAAGGCAGCGGCGAUAAAGCAUUCGGGCUGGACGAGCUGAGGGAGAUGAACUACCUGCACGCGGCGAUAACGGAGACGCUGCGGCUGCACCCGCCGGUGCCGCUCACGCCGCGGGUGAGCGCGGUGGAGGACGAGCUCCCCGACGGGACGCCGGUGGGGAAGGGGUGGAUGGUGAUCUACAACGCGCACGCGAUGGGGCGGUCGGAGCGGGUGUGGGGGCCGGACUGUCGGGAAUUCAGGCCGGAGCGGUGGCUGGACGGCGCCGGCGGCGGGCGGUUUCGGCCGGCGAGCCCGUUCAAGUACACGGCGUUCCACGCCGGGCCGAGGAUGUGCCUGGGGAAGGAGGUGGCGUACGUGCAGAUGAAGGCGGUGGCGGCGAGCGUGAUCGAGGGGUUCGACGUCGAGGUGGCGGAGGAGAGGGGGAGGUUCGUGCUCGGGAUGACGAUGAAGAUGGAAGGAGGGCUGCCGGUGAGGGUGAGGGAGAGGAACCCGACAGCGAAAAUUGUUUGACGAAAUGCUUUCAGGUUCGUUUGGAUGUAUGAAUAAGUUAUUUAGCACUGUCAGAAAAAUUUGAGUUGUAAUUGAAAGUUUCGGACGUUUGAUUGGUUUUUCGUUUGAGUUCUGCUUCUCAAAUUAAGAAGCUGCUCUAUAAUAAGCUGGAAAACUAGGUGAUAAGUUGA
This is a messenger RNA of Ananas comosus (pineapple), 1708 nucleotides long. Its product is annotated as cytochrome P450 94A2-like. The transcript has a single exon. Gene Ontology annotation, molecular function: monooxygenase activity; oxidoreductase activity, acting on paired donors, with incorporation or reduction of molecular oxygen; heme binding. Bases 21 to 1538 code for a protein of 505 amino acids. The record is from RefSeq and is a predicted model, not a curated record. NCBI's taxonomy places the organism in Eukaryota, Viridiplantae, Streptophyta, Magnoliopsida, Poales, Bromeliaceae.